CAGCAACAUCAUCUCCUCUUCAUCCUUCUUGAGUUAUCACAACUUUCUCGUUCCUCCUCUCGUCUUUAUCUCUUUAGACUGGCCCGAUCGGCAAAUCUCUCUUUCUCUCUCAAGAAAUUCAGGAAUAAGAAAUGGAUGGGUUUCUUCCACUGGGGACUCUGUUGGAUCCUGGGAUGAAAGGAUGUGCUAUUGUUUAGAGCUGUUGAGAGAAUAUAUUAUAUCCAAUUACGUGGUCUGUCUUUGAUCAUAUAUAUUAGUUUAUACACACGAUCAUCAUGAACGUAAACCAUUUGACGGUUGAAACUGAUGAUACUUUUUCAAGUUUACUUGAACUUGCUGCUGACAAUGACACGGAGGGCAUUAAAAGAUGGAUUGACCAUGACCCGUCCAGCAUUGAUGAAAUUGGGCAGUGGUACGGGUGGCAAAAAGGAUCGAAGCAAAUGCUUCUAGAGCAUAGAACUCCUUUGAUGGUUGCUGCAACUUAUGGAAGUAUUGAAGUUCUAACACUGCUCCUUUCUUUGCCCGAAGUUGAUGUGAAUCGGACAUGCGGUCGUGACAAGAGCACUGCCCUUCACUGUGCUGCAUCUGGUGGAUCUCAUAAUGCUUUGGAUGCAAUCAAACUGCUUUUGGAAUCAGGUGCUGACCCGAAGAUGGUAGACGUAAACGGGCAAACCCCAUUUGAUGUCGUUUUUGUCCCACCAACAUUCAGUUCAAUGAAGUUGUCUAUCCAGAACCUUCUAAAUGGCAGGCUACUAUCUGAUUCUUCCUCGGGAAACCGAUCUCCGGACUCAACAACUUCAUCACCAAAGAGUGAUAAUAAUCACAAUCACAAGAAAGAAUACCCGAUUGACCCGUCUCUGCCCGACAUAAAAAACAGCAUAUUUUCAACUGAUGAGUUCAGGAUGUUCUCCUUCAAGAUCCGUCCUUGCUCGCGUGCGUAUUCCCACGAUUGGACCGAAUGCCCGUUUGUCCAUCCGGGCGAAAAUGCGAGACGGAGGGACCCGAGAAAGUACCAUUACAGCUGUGUGCCGUGCCCAGAGUUUCGUAAGGGGGCAUGCCGCAGGGGCGACAUGUGCGAAUACGCUCAUGGAGUUUUUGAGUGUUGGCUUCAUCCUGCUCAGUACCGGACCCGCCUCUGCAAAGACGGUACAACGUGUAACAGAAGAGUUUGCUUCUUUGCACAUGCCCAAGAGGAACUCAGGCCUUUGUAUGUCUCAACCGGGUCGGCCAUGGGUUCUCCAUCCUCACCGUUUACUCCACCCCUUUCUCCUUCCAAUAACAGCCUCUCGAGCAUGGGUUGGGCCCCACAAAAUGUCCCCACUUUGCUUCUCCCAGGAAGCAAUUUCCAGUCCAGUCGAUUGCGCUCCUCUUUUCACGCCAGAGAUAUCCUUGCUGAGGAUUUUAACCGAUCAGGACGUUCAAUAGCCAUGGCACCUUCAAAUCUUGAAGAUCUUUUCUCUGCAGAGUGUUCGUCGUCCCCUAGAUACUCUGCUGAUCAAGCACUAGUAGCUCAGGCCUGUUUUUCUCCUACCCACAAAUCAGCAGUUCGCAAUCAGUUCCAGCAGCAGCAACAGAGCAUCUUAUCUCCAAUAAAUACAAAGUGUUCGCCUGACAACACCUCGCUUUUGCAGUCAUCUUUUGGAGUAGCAUCUUCAAAGGGGAGGAUGUCUCCCCGAAUUGUGGACCCCCUCUCACCAUUGAGUCCCCGUGUCUCGCUACUUGCUCAGCAUGAGAAGCAGCAGCAGUUGAGGAGCCUCAGUUCACGCGAUCUUGGCUCUAGCACUUGGUCAGAAUGGGGUCCACCGUCUGAAGGGAAACCAGACUGGGCCUUCAAAACAGAGGAGUUUGGGGGUAAGCAUAGGAGAUCAUCAUCAUUUGAACUGGCGAACAACAGUGGUGAGGAGCCUGAUCUAUCAUGGGUUCAGUCUCUUGUCAAAGAAUCUCCCCAAGAAUUGAAAGCAAUUGUAGGGCCUGAUGUGACCUCUACUUCAGCUGAGGGAUCUUCGUCGAAUCACCAGAUGGAGCAAUUUGAUCAGUCAACGUUGCAUGCAUGGUUGGAAGAGAUGCAUCUUGAUCAGCUCAUGGCACAGUAAACAUACACACACACACAUACACACAUUUAUUUUAGCCCCUAUUAUUUUUAAUUAAUUGAAGAAAAUUAAUGGGUUACCUUUGAAAGGAAACCCGCUUUAAGGCAUUUUUUUCCUCAAAUAUUUUUAAGUGUAGGUGAGGUUAGAGAUCAUUAUCUCAUUCUUCUGAAAGCAGUUGUCAUUUUUGUGACAUAUAAGAGACAUUCACAUGAAGUCAUUUGGAAGUUGUAAAAUGUUAGUAACCUCUAUGGUUCCCCACAGUUUGGCUGGAAAUAUUUGGCAUCUUGGAUCUCAUCCAUCUGCUUGGUACUAUGUACUCAAUUACUCCCCAUGAUUUUAGCACCACACAUUCAAAAGGGAAAUUGAAUAAUACGGAGUACUCUGUAUAAAAUAAAAGAGGACCCAAUGU
Cuscuta campestris is the source of this 2499-nucleotide messenger RNA. The record is from the annotation of a GenBank genome assembly. NCBI's taxonomy places the organism in Eukaryota, Viridiplantae, Streptophyta, Magnoliopsida, Solanales, Convolvulaceae.